AUGCACAGGCCAUCACCUCCAGAGGGGACGGACACGAUACCUUGUGAUCACGCGGAAGCGGAUGGAGGAAUGAAGUAUUUCGUCACCUCAGCUUGUCAAAGCUCCGAAAAUCAGCUGUCACUUUCGAUGUACACUAUGCAUGGACUCUCAGCCGACGAUCGUGCCCGUCAAACCAUUGCCUGUGGCUUCACAGUGCUCCAUGUGCUUCAGAGCCAGGGGGGCUCGACGCUCGCUGGAAAAAGCUGGGACAUUACAUCAUCGCCGGAGCUGAUGCAUGAGCCAACCCGUGUUCAGCUUUUGGGUCUAGGCCUCCACGACCAGCCAACGCCUCCUGCUUUCCUUUCGUUAUUGUUAUUGCUGCAUCCCCACGCUAGGUCCGAAGAAGAGGUACCAAUUGACUUCCCUGAAUUCCUCGCUCGUCGGACCAUCGACCUUGUAGCCUCACAUCGGCCUUCUCCUUCUACGGCCUCUUUUCUAUUCCCACCCGUCGACGGGGCGCGCUUGGAAACAUCAUUUGGCGAGAGCCGCCAAUCACCCCCGAGAAGGAAGCUAAAGCACCUCCGGCCCGGAUUCCAAUUCUCCCCCCCCCCCAACGACGAACCCCCUUUCACCCUCAAGGACACCGGGCGAGCGAGGCUGCGAUACAGCGUUAGAGCGAUGCCUUCCUUUCGAAGCUCUCGUCGGGCCACCGGCUUGAAAGAUAGUGAUUAUGACCACGAGAUCAGCCUGGUCAACCAUGACAACCGAGGUUCACCGAGCACCGAAAGCCUUAGCAGACCUCCUCGCGCGUCAACCGGUUCGCAGUUACUCCGUGAUGAGGACACUACUGGGAGUCACGAUGCGGAACCGAAUGGGGACCGCAGUACGGAACACGAUACCAAUCAGGAUGCCAGUAGGUCUGGACGCUUAGUAGAGCCAGAACAAAGUCGCCUGUCGAAGGCCGCUGGGCAUCGGAGUGCUCCCACGCUUGAACCCCAAACGACAACGGCCACCACAGCACCGUCUAUCGAAGUCGAAGAACCCACGCCAAUGGAAGGCACAAUGCCCGGCAGAAGCAGCAGUCAACGACGGAGGCCAGCCACGGCGGAUCGAGAAACAGCUAUUGAUGUGUUGUGGGAGAACGAGCGAGGCUGCUUUGUUUGCCGUGUUGCCCUAUUUUCCGGCAAGGCUUUGGGCAACCUCGACCCGUCGCCUUGGACGAACCAAUUUCACAAGACGAGUCCGACCACGACCAAGACAGCACAAGUACCCGAUCCGUCCUGGGAGUGGGCAUGGCCUGAGUGGAAGAUACAUCGCGAAGAAGGUGUGGCCAUGGACGAGUUCGGCUGGGAGUACUCGUUCAUGUUCUCCAAGAGAUAUUCCUGGCAUGGUCCGAAAUGGUGGAAUUCCUUCGUUCGGAGGAGAUGCUGGGUUCGCAAGCGCAUCAAGAAGAAACCAGAAGACAUAUCGGAAGACCCGCAUAUGCUGAACUCCGACUACUUCACCGUUACGCCUGCCAAUCACAGCCGUUCCUCUAGUGUGGCACGUAGCCGGCGAGAAAGCGUCAGCAAGGCGAGUGUACAGACCAGUGUGACAGAGGAGAAGCAAGACAUUGAAGACGUGUGGACUCUUAUGGCCGUCCUUCGAGGCUCUCGCAUCGACCGCGAAAAGAUUGAGGCCUUUGAGAAUUAUCUCGCGCAUGCCAAAGACAACCUCGAACACUUACAAGAGGAAAUGCACGAUGUUAUGGGCAUAUUUGUGUUUCAGGCCUCGAGAAGACUGCUGUUGAGUCGCUUGACCCAGAUUUAUGAUGAAGCGGUCGCUGCAGACGAAGAGAAGCACGAAGAUGCAGACAAGGCAAAAGAAAGAGAAGAGAGAAGGAAACACCUUGCAGCGGCAAUCAAACAUGCAGACGAAGAAGUCAAAAGGCUUUCGUAUUGGAGCGAUGUCAAGGGGCUUGCAGAGAAUGGCGAAGCCAAACAUGCUGUUGCAGAAGACGAGGGAUGGAAUAAGGGGUGGGAAGGUGUUGAUCAGAGCGGUCCUGCGCAACCCAACUCGGUGAGCUCAGUGUCGCUCACACUGUUGUCGGCCGGCAGGGGUCGGGUCAAAUUUCUGGGGCCGAAAGACCGGGAUCAAUCGGCGCGAAGUGGAAAUUCUUCUGCGGAUAGCUUGCCCGCGACUUCAGCGAAACUGAUGGCAUUCCAAAUGUCCCUGGGAAUCACGCUAUCAUUGAGAGUCCGAUCUCACCGUAUCGGCUCUUCUGGGAUCUCUCCGAUUUCCAGGGUUCCUCAAAGAUGGUCUCGGGCGCCUCGAACUCAACUACCACUUCCUCGUCAAUGGGUGCACACAGCUACCGAUGCAGUCAGACCCAGCGCGGUUGAGACUCCCACACCGCGAUCUCGAAUCGAAGACGAAGAAGCGAACCAUGGCACCAACCCAACCUGCGAUACCGCCGUGAGUCCUACCUUGGAAGGCCCGGCCGUCGAAGACGAAAAGAUCAAGAUGCCACUGAGAGUUGAGAACUUGACGCUGGGUGACGGUCCGGACACAAAGCCGAAGGAAGCACGCAAACCUACGACGUUGCAUCCACUUGAUACCAUCAGCGAGCGUCGUAAACCUGUUGAGUUUCUACUUAAAGAUGCCAGCGAACGCAAGUUCAAACGACCGAACAAGACGGGCUCUACCCAAGUACAGCAUGACUCUAUACUCGUUACGCCGACGAUACGUUACCAGCCCCAGCGAGAAUCGCGAGCCAGUGUUCAGCGAUUCCACCAAAGCAUAACCAGGCAAAUCUGGCUCGAGACGGUCCGACAGGUCAAAAAGGGGUCAUUUAGCAACUGGCGCAAUACUUUGGACCUUCUUCGACGACAGACCCGGCCUGUCAAGGGGCCCUGGCAGCGCAAUGUGCGUAAGAUCACAGUCGGGGUUGAACUCGCAUAUACGCUCCUUCACGAUGUCGACCAAACUAUUUGGGACAUACACGAACAAACGAGAUGUCAUAUCGAGAUGCGAUGGCCAAAGGAUAAAGAAGGGACACUCAGUGAAGUGGGAUAUCUUUUCCUUUCAGGCGACGAGGAUGCCUUGGAACACGCGAGCCAAGAAAUAUCUAGACUCGCCGCUCGAGCCGACAGCACGAUCAGUAUAGAAGGAGCCAUCGGUAGCAACUUCUCUACAACACGGCGUGACGAGGUAGCUGGAGCAAAAAACGAAACUGUGUGGAAAAGUUCCGAGGAAGAGCAGCGUCCAGCGUAUAUGAAGGAAUACUCACACAAGCACAAAUACGAAAGUAUCCCGAGACCGAAAGAAUGGACGCCUGAUUCAUUCUUGGCCUAUAUAACCGCCAUCACAAACGCAAGGAUCACUACGCAUGACAAGUACAAGAUGUACGGUGCGGGCCCUGCCGCCGACAACGCGGCUCUCAAGCUCCUUUUUAGCGCGUUUACAGAUGAGUCUUCAAGACAUGCGCGGUCGAGGCGCGCAUUCAAACAAGCCUUGCGAUUUAUUGAGCUGCGUGGCAAUGCCUAUCGUAAUCACGCCCGGGACCUUUUUCAGAGCCAGCGAGAUGCACCUUUUUCGAUGGAUACCGGCGUCUUCAACAUUAUGCUGGAAAACUGUGCCAAGUUGAAAGAUCUUCGCAACUUUCACGGCGUGUUAGGGAUGAUGAUUAGCUAUGGUUGCCAGCCAAACGCGAAAACAUGGGCGUUAUACAUGGAGAUGAUUGAGAGCAAACAAAUCAUUCAGCAUGUUCUUCGACUCAUGCACUCGCUCGGCCUACUUUUGAACCCCGACGUCGUGCCACUCGUCACGAAGCAACUCGUCACGGAGGACAUGCGCAAGCUGGAACACAACUGGCCUGGCAUCCGCUCAUUCCUUGAGACCCUGACCGCCAAGUACGGUACGGGCUGGUCAUCGAGGCCAGUCAUGCACGCCAUUAUGAACGAACUCGGACGUAUGGGCAAUUUCGCCUCGUGCUGCGACCUCUGGGACAUCAUGGCCGAGUCUCGAAAUACCUUUCCUACCACGCUCACGCUCAACACGAUGCUUCAACAUGCGAAAACCCAGCGCCAUCUCAUAUUCGCCACGGCCGCUUUGGAGAAGGCCCACAAGCACUUCGUCGUGAUGAACGAGCAAUCAUACCACAUACUCUUCUUCCUUGCCUUCAGGCUCGACAGGCCCAAUGCUAUGGGCGUCAUCUGGCGUUAUGCUUGUGUAGCGGGCAGGACCAGCUCAGAUAUGCGCAAUCAAAUCAGCAACUGGCGGUACGGCGUCAACCCGGAAAAUGUUCUGCAGCACACCAUCGAGCCGAAUCCCAAAGCCCACGCGGCCCCCUCUGCUCUGCCAACCUGGUUCGAUCAGGACGUAACAGGGGCGAACCAAGUCAACGGUGCCCGAAUCAGCAAGGCCACGCACGAGUAUUUCCGGGAGCACAAAAUGCGACCUUGGUACCCGCUCCAUCAGCUCCUCUCGUGGGCCUGGGAAGCCGACGGGAAAAUCAUCGCAGCGGUCAAGAAGGCCAAGCAGCAGAGCCUGCAGCAUUCUCCUCCCACGCCACUGCGUACCGUCACUACGCCGGGAAUCAUGGUGAUGUACCAACGGAACGGGCGUGGCCUACGGACGCAUCACAUGCAGUUGAAGAUUGAACAUGUUGCAGCCACGGAUGACUUGCCACCGUCAUCUGUUGAUGGAGACGACCAGAUAUCAUCAUCAUCGUCCGUGAACGAGGACAAGACGACAAUAGUAGUGCCGACUGAAGGUAUCACAAUACCGGUAAUGAAAGACGGCCAGCCGUCGUCAUCGGUUGACACAGACAACCAACCGUCACCGUCUGUUGACAAUUACAAGACAACGAUAGUGCCGACUGACGCACUCAGAAUACCGGCAACCCAAGGCGUAUGUGAAAUUGCAUCCUUGAGCAUGGCUAAGGUAGCUGGUAUGAGCCCUCUCUCUCCCCCUUUCUCCCCCAUUGAGCCGCCGCGACUGCUGUUCAUCAUCCCCACUAUGCCUAAUCACAAUCCUGUCAACGGCCUCCGGGACACCCAACAUGAUGAGGAAAACAACACGAGAAACAUUCAUUCAUCCAUUCCAGCCAAGCCAUUGAAAAAGUCUCUCAAGCCUUCUUAA
Colletotrichum lupini is the source of this 5100-nucleotide messenger RNA. RefSeq names its product meiotically up-regulated 65 protein. The coding region runs from base 1 to 5100 and encodes 1699 amino acids. The transcript has 13 exons. Gene Ontology annotation, cellular component: membrane. The record is from RefSeq and is a predicted model, not a curated record. Lineage: Eukaryota; Fungi; Ascomycota; Sordariomycetes; Glomerellales; Glomerellaceae. Gene Ontology annotation, molecular function: protein binding.